AGUCGAAGUCGAGGUCGAAGUCCAAGUAGAAAUAGAAGUGGAAGUGGAAGUCGAAGUCAAAGUAGUUGUCAAAGUCGACGUCGAGCUCGAGUCCGACCCCGGAAUCGCCGUCGCCACGGGCUCCGUGCCAUCAGGGCAGGUGUCCGGCGGCAUCGCGUAGUGGAUUCCAUCCGAGCAGCAGAUGCCGCCGGGCGGGAUGCAUGGGAUGCCGACUGUACGAGAUGUCAGAAGGUCUCUCGAAUGUAUACAUGUAUAUGUGUGUACAUACCAGGACAAGCAGGAAUCCAACCUGGGUUCCUGCAGAUGAUGGACCGAUCCUCGAGAAGAGGCGAUCUCUUCCCCAGGUUGGCGUUGACGUUGAUACGAUCCGAGGUAGCAGCAGCAGCGGCGGAGAGAGCAAAGGCGAGGAAGAUCUUCUUAACAGGUGCCAUUUUUUAUUUGUUUUGUUGA
Molecule: messenger RNA, 450 nt
Organism: Rasamsonia emersonii CBS 393.64
Lineage: Eukaryota; Fungi; Ascomycota; Eurotiomycetes; Eurotiales; Trichocomaceae
Exons: 1
Source: RefSeq, a predicted model, not a curated record